Messenger RNA from Dichotomopilus funicola, 1680 nucleotides. RefSeq names its product glycoside hydrolase. NCBI's taxonomy places the organism in Eukaryota, Fungi, Ascomycota, Sordariomycetes, Sordariales, Chaetomiaceae. The transcript is spliced from 2 exons. The record is from RefSeq and is a predicted model, not a curated record. The coding region runs from base 1 to 1680 and encodes 559 amino acids.
AUGUCCAGUCCCCUCGCUCUCCCGCCGUCUCGUCGUUCGACGACGAACCCGAUAGCCUCGCGCUACGCCACCGCCCAGCCAUCCAAGAAGAAGAAGAAGAAGAAGAAGGCGAAGACGAAAAAGAAUAACAAGGAGAAGAAGACUCGUCGUAGCUAUGGUCUUACUGCUGCUUCUCCUCCUCCUCCUCCUCCUCCUCCUCCCACAAAACCCAGCAGUGGUGGUAGGACGUGGUAUGCGUUUGCGACGGGCUGGUGGCCGCCGACGACGAAUGGGAGCAGCACCAGCACCAGCAGUGGGAGCGACAGUGAGAAUGGGAGUGGAAGCGGAAGCGGAAGUGGAAGUGGGAGUGGAAACAACGGGGGUACGUCGUCGGGGCCAACAUUCCGGAAUGUGCAGGUUGCUUCAGCGCCGUCGCCGCAGGGCCCGUGGACAUAUCUACCGCAUGCGGACCCGUUGCCGGACCCGGGGAACUGGACGUCAGGGCCGGGGUCGCAGACGUGGGCGCCGUCGGUGAUCAGGAUCGGGGGGAGCAGUGGGAGUGGGAGUGGGAGUGGCAACAGCAGCAACAGUACAAACUCAACUACCUCUUCAUCAUCAUCGUCGACAUCCUCACCCAUCUACAUCAUGUACUACGCCGCCCAGCUCGCACCCGACCGCACAAACACCACCACCAACACCACAUCCCCUUCCACUUCCACUUCCCCCUCGUCAACCGACCCAUCCUCCUCAACCACCGACACCAAUAACACCACCAACCCCGCCCUAUACCACUGCAUCGGCACCGCCACCUCCUCCACCUCCUCCAUCCUCGGCCCUUACACCCCCUCCCCCAACGGCCCGCUCAUCUGCCCCCUCCCAGCCGGCGGCGCCAUCGACCCAGCAGGUUUCACCGACCCCCGCACAGGUCGACAAUACAUACUCUACAAAGUCGACGGUAACGCGCUGGGGAACGGGGGGGAGUGCAAUAAUGGCGUGGAACCGGUUCGGGGGACGCCGAUUGUGUUGCAGGAGGUGGAGGUUGUUUUGGGGUUGGGGGGGGUUAGUAGUAGUACGGGGGGGACUGGAGGGGGUAUAACAGCGGGAGGGGGAAAUAGUAAUAAUGGUGGUGGGGGGUUACUACCGGGGGUGAGGCUGGUGGGAGAUGGGGUCGAGGUGUUGAAUCGGUUGGGAGAGGUGGAUGGGCCUUUGGUGGAGGCUCCCGAGUUGGUGUAUUUCCCGCCGAGGAAGGGGAAUCAAACUGCUAGCAGUAGUAGUAGUACGAGUAGUAGUGGUGGUGAUGCGACGACGGUAACGACGACAGCAACGACGGUAACGACGACAGCAACGACGGCAACGACAACAACAACGUCAACAGCGAGUGGCCAGGGUACCAACGGCGACACCGGCCCCCAAGGCAAAUACAUACUCUUCUACAGCAACCACUGCUGGGACGGCCCCGGGUACAGCGUCAACUACGCCGUGGCCGACGGCAACAACAUCACGGGGCCGUAUGUUCGCGGGGGACCGGCCAACAACGGCUCGCUGAUCCGAACGGGCGACGCGUUCAACGUCACGGCGCCCGGGGGUGCGGCCAGCGUGAAUGGGGCUGACUGGCUGGUGUUUCAUGGCGAUUGUCCGCAGGGCCGGUGUCUGUUUGAGGCGGGCAUGACGUGGACGGGAAGUGAGUUGGUUGUGUAUUAG